Leptopilina heterotoma is the source of this 5139-nucleotide messenger RNA. RefSeq names its product ras guanine nucleotide exchange factor P-like. Lineage: Eukaryota; Metazoa; Arthropoda; Insecta; Hymenoptera; Figitidae. The coding region runs from base 16 to 4572 and encodes 1518 amino acids. The transcript is spliced from 9 exons. The record is from RefSeq and is a predicted model, not a curated record.
AAAUGUAUAAUAGAGAUGAAGAUUUGCAAAACUAAGUGUUUUUUUGUAUUUUCUGUUUUAGGUCUUCAGCCUGCUAGCACCAAAGCUCAACCACCAACAAUCGGAAAGUCUCACAGACCGAGUUCCGGUGUUUUACCUCAAGGUCACACUCCCGGACCGGGUCCUGGGACUCAGCAAAAUAGUCGAAGUUUCGCAGCUGCCCUGAGAUGUCUGGCGAAACAAGCGGGUCCAGCACCUCAAGAGGAGGAGCCGCGAGCUAGUCCUAAAAACCGAGCGCCUCCUCCUCUUGUUCGAGGGCCGUCUCCUGCCAAGGAGCGAACGACACAUGAGCGUCGACCAGAAGAAAUACCUUCUUUAUAUACAACUGCCAGGCCUGCAGAGACCAGCAAACACAAUGUUACUGCCACAGCUUCCGAAUUACUGGCCAGAUCUGGUUUUCAACCCUAUCGGCCCGAACAUCAUCCCGCUCAUGCACCGCCACCACCUUUUGCCCUGGACCCCGCCGCCUACAGUCCCUAUCAUCAUAGUCUCUAUCCACCACCACACUUGCAACACGCUUAUAGAAUAGAAGAACAAUUGUAUUUGGAGAGAUGUAAUAUGUUGAGACAGCCAUUGUUUCCUGGCCUCCCAUCAUAUCCUCUCUAUGGAUUGAGAUAUAGUCAAGACAUGAUGCCACCGGGUUCGCUGAGCCUCAUGUCCCCAGUGAUGCACGAACGACUGAAGCUGGAAGAGGAACACAGAUUGAGGCAGGCAAGAGAGCAGGCUGUACUACGUGAGGAGGAGGAGAGGAGAAGAGUAGCACGAAAUUCAGCUCCCACAGCCCCUGUCGCAGCACCUGCGCCUGCAUCUGCUGAUACUGCAGCUAGGAAGCCGACCAUAGCGGCUCAGUUGCACAGCAGCGAGAGGGAGCGCGAUCGUGAUAGAGAGCGAGAGAGGGAUCGAACGACGAUCAGUAACAAUAACAACAAUCCUAGCAAUAUUAAUUCAAACGGAGGGACCAUCGGCAAUCAUCAUCAACAGCGAAAGGAAGAACAAUCUUCCCUUUCCCAUCUUCCGCCACAACAACAACAACAACAACAACAACAACAACAACAACAACAACAAUCGUCGUCAGAUCCAUCAACAAGCCUCUAUCAUUCUCGCCUAUCACAAUUUCCAAAUUCAACAACACCAAUAGGUCCACCAUCAAUGGGUUCUGCUCCUAUUUGUCCCGUUAGUUCAGCACCAAUUCCCUCUCCAAUGGGGACAAAUUUAUCGACUCUUAAUCUUGGACCACCAACAAUAACGUCGUCACCCAUUUGUCCUCCUCAAAUCCCAGGCGUUAUUGGUCCACAAUCACUGAAUAUCCCUCUUGCUCCAAUCAUCUCGAUACCCUCACUACACCUUCCGCCUGUACCAACAUGUACCAUUCAUUCUAGUCAGCAUACAGCUACAAUUUUGAGUACAACUUCUACGGCCAGUUCUUCAUUGUACCAGCAACCACUUCCACCUCAGCAUCGAAUCCACUCGUCUGGAUGUACAACGACUGUUAAUACUUUAUCCGCAAGCGGAAUGAUGACCACGCACGUCACCCAUUCUCUCUCCGGAGUCUCGCCCUCUGGGAAUCAGACAAGCAACGCCGGCAAAUCGCCACCAAUUUCUCACGGACUUCACGCAAGGAGUAAAGAAUCAUCAUCAUCGAUAACAACCUCAACGCCUAUUAGUACAGUAAUUUCAACGACAUCAUCAUCAAUAACGACAACUCCAGCAGUGACAACAACAACAUCAACAGUGCCAGUAAAUCCACAACCAGCCUUCGUGAGACCCUUCGAAGAUUCUUUUCGCUCCACAACAAAACCACCCCAGAGAACCCUAACAAACAAUCAUUCGCAGAUUAUAACAAAUCAGGACUCACUGAUGAAAACAUACGUGUCAAUUGCCCCCUCACUAAUCAAUCAAAUCACCGAAACCUCCUGCAAGGAUGCAAAUUCAAAAACAAACCAUCAACAUCAAAUGAUGCAACCAAUUCCCUAUCCACCGCCAUUUCAUCAUCCCCACAUUCCCGUCACUCACGUCCCAAGUCUUUACAAGCCACCUCACUUCUCCUCACCCCCAAUACAUCAUCAGCACCAAAAAUUAAGUCUAUCCAAUUCGAACGGAAAUACCGCUGAUAGUUUAAAGCAUCAGAAUCACAAUCACAAUCACGAAUCUCGAGAAACAAACACAUCGACUUCGAAUAACGGAGAAAAAAUCCCCCAGCCAAUCGCCUCGGCCAAUUAUUAUCUGAGCCACGUGCCACAAAACGCAAAAAUGUUCAAUACCCAAAAUAACAAUAAUCCAGAGAAGGAGAACAAGGAGGUCUUCGAGAAAAGUAGGGAGAAGGUUAACGAAAAAGAAAACGACAGCCAAGCUCGCAUUCAAGAAUCGAAUCAGGAAUCAAGUCACGAUUCGGGUUCGAAUCUAGGAAACCCCAACAACCAAAGUCACAAUCUGAACCCAAAUCAAAACUCCAAUCAUGGUCUGAAUUCGAACUCGAUGUUGAAUACCAAUCAGGGUCUGAAUUCGAACUCGAUGUUAAAUGCCAAUCAGGGUCUAAACUCGAAUUCGAGUCUAAAUACCAACCAGAGUCUAAAUUCGAAUUUAAAUACCAACCACUGUCUAAAUUCAGCCCCGAGUUUAAAUGCCAAUCACUGUCUGAAUUCAGCCCCGAAUUUAAAUACCAACCAUUGUCUGAAUUCAACCCCCAGUUUAAAUUCCAACUCGAGCUUAAAUUCCCCCCGUGGUUUAAAUUCAAACCAAAGUUUAAGUUCCAACCAGAAUUUAACCCAAAACCAGAGUUUGACUCCAAGUUUACCACCAAAUCAGAAUUUAACUCAAAGUUUAAACCCAAACCAGAGUUUAACUCCAAGUUUAACCCCAAACCAGAGUUUAACUCAAAACCAAAUUCUGAACUCCUCCCAAACUGCAAAUCAACUACAAACAUUAAAUCAAAAUUUAAAUCACUGCCAAAUGCUGAAUCAACAAUCAGGACAAACAUCGGUUCAAAAUCAAAAUCAAAAUCAGAAUCAGAAUCAGAAUCAGAAUCAAAAUUUAAAAUCAAUGAAUCACAAUGUCGACAAUAGGCAGACAAACUACAAUUCGGGAAAAGCUGGCGACUUGGAAAACAAGAAUGAACAGAAUUUCAAUAUUCAGUACAAUAUCCAACAACCGUUUCAACAACAAAAAUUCAAGUUCACAUUAAAUGAUAAUGUACAAAAGCCAAUUGACACUGCACAACUUAUACAGAGUAUAAAAUCGGAGGAGGUGUUGCGCACCUGUCAAAAUGUAUCGAAUGUUCUACUGCAAAUACCCAAGUAUCAGGAGAAGCUGUUAAAUUUUUCCACUGGGGAAUUAAAAUCAACAACAACAACAACAAAAACGGCAACAGGCUUCUGCAUCACUGACAAGUGCAAUAAUUUAACGGAAAUUCCGAUGAAAUACGAGACGGCGGUAUUAAAUGUGCCGGAUAUUAGUAAAACAUUAUUAUUGAAAAAGGAAGAUGAGAGUGAUGGUUAUUUUUGUGUACCGGAAUCGCCGAAAAAAUUACGUUCAACACUCGAUUUGGCUGAGAAGAGACGUAAGAGAAAGCGUGAGAAAAAUAAUGGUAUCAGUAAUAAUUGUCACUCGGAAUCGGAAGACGACGAUAGUAAGGAAAUUGAUCUUUGGAUUACUAAAGGGCCGCCUUCGAAACCGCAAUAUUCGAAUGAGAAACUUGCAUUUCUUGCGAUGUUUGGUUUAACGACUCUCAGCAUCAAAAAUGAAAUGGAAUUAUAUAAAGUGGAGAAACGCUAUAGAUUAAAUCCGGAUCCACCAGAACCGCCAAUGGAAAUUGAACCGGCAGUGGAAUCGGUUUUGCCGAUUCCAAAAGAACAUCCGGACGUUCUGCUUCAUUCUACCGAUUUUGUGCCAAAAGUUGGAUUUUUAAAGAAUAUCGGUCUCGAUAUAAUGCCACCAAGUAAAAGAGAUGAAGCGGAAAUAAGUUGGCAGUACAUAUUGCAAGAUCGAAAGAAGAGAAAAAGUAUGAAUAGCGUUACUGCAUAUUGUGAUCGAAUCGCCAAAGUUUAUUCAAAUAAUCCACCAUCAGCGCCAAAACCACCGCAAAGAAUGAGGCUUUUGGAUAAAAUAAAAGUCAAGCACAUACCAGAAAGACCGCCACCACUUCCGCCAUUAGUGCCGAAUAUUGUCUCCGCCUAUUAUCCAAUUCUUCCACUUCCAGGCGAAAAUGGAGUGAAACAUUACAAAUAUUCGGAAAUAAAUGACGACGCCGAAGAGAUGGGCAAUAAUGAUAACAGCGAUAAGCCCAAGUGGAAUGGAAUCGAAGAUAUUGUCCAAGCCUACAGGGAUUAUCAAAAGGAGAAGACAAUGGAAAAGAAGGUAUUGACUGUUCAGACUUCGAAAUUAGUGGGACAAACGAACAGUUUGCGAUCCGAAGCCUUGCAAUUGGAGCGAAGAUGGUAUGAAUUGGUGGAUUUGAGAAGCUCAUUAGAUUCCGAGAAACGUGUUCUUAGUCAAAAAAUUGAAAGGAUCAAUGCACUUGUCAGGGCUCUUAGGUAGCGAUGCGCAACGCACAACACGGAAAUUCUUUCAUCUGUGAUAUUAUCAAAGGGUUAAGGGCCAUUGGCACUUAAAACAGUCACACAACAAAACGGUGAAAUUUCACUGUUAACUUUUAUUCUUUUGACAAAUUUUUGUUAUAGAAUUUUUCUUGCCGAGACAAAUAUCGAAACAUUUAUUUCCUUUCUUUAUUUUACAAAAUAGAGAAACACGAGCUGUCAAGUGCAAUGUUUAGAUGUUUUUUAAAGCUCGAUUUUAGCUUUUUUAUUUUUCUUUCUAUUUUUUACAUUUUUAUAUAGAUUCUGUAACUGCGAAUAAUUAAAAUUAAAUUUUAAAAUUCGGUUCGAAAUUUCGCCUGAUUUUAUUGAAAUCAAUUCGUAAAGGAAAUAAAACAAAAAAAAAUUGUAAUGGAUUAAAUAAAUUAAGAACUAAUCGUUCUUAAUUUUUAUUUCCUAAUUCUAACCGAAUUAAUCAUUCGGUUUUAAUAAAAAAAUUGGAGAGUCAGAUUAAAUUCGUCAACUUGAAAUUUUACUUUCAAAUUAGAAUCGAACAAAAUAAUUUGUUGUA